Molecule: messenger RNA, 1803 nt
Organism: Phaeoacremonium minimum UCRPA7
Lineage: Eukaryota; Fungi; Ascomycota; Sordariomycetes; Togniniales; Togniniaceae
Product: putative flavin-binding monooxygenase-like protein
Exons: 2
Coding region: 1-1803 (600 amino acids)
Molecular function (GO): monooxygenase activity; flavin adenine dinucleotide binding
Source: RefSeq, a predicted model, not a curated record
AUGGCGUUUCCAGACUCCGUGGACGCGAAACAAGUUGCAAAGGACCUGGUGAAGGUUUUCAAUGAACGCUUGUCAAUAGGAGAGUAUGGUGCUGUAGCCGGCCUGUUUUCCGAGAAUGGCUACUGGCGCGAUCAUCUCGCCCUGUCUUGGGAUCUUAGAACACUGAAGGGCCACAGCAAAAUCGCAGACUUUUUAGUCACCAACGGUGGCAAGCUACAGAGCAUCUCUCUAGACGACUCUACCCCUUGUCGGGUACCGAGUAUCUCCCAGCUUGACGCCCACGGAAAGUCCAAAUGCAUCCUAGUCUUCCUCAAGGUUGACACCGAUGUUGGCACCGGUCGGGGCAUUGCCAGGAUGAUCUACGAGAACGGUGCUUGGAAGAUCAUUGCGUUGUAUACCGCUCUCAGCGAGCUGAAGGGCUUCGAGGAACCAUUAGGUCCUCGUAGACCUUUUGGAGCCAGCCAUGGUGGUGGACGUGAGAUGAAGAACUGGCUAGAGCAGCGAACUUCAGAUGCAAACUUCGAAGAAAGUGAACCGGCUGUACUUAUACUAGGUGCCGGACAGGGUGGUCUCACAUCGGCUGCUCGUCUCAAAAUGCUCAACGUCCCAACUCUUGUUAUCGACCGCGAGGAUCGCGUGGGAGACAACUGGCGGCAACGCUAUCGCCAGCUCGUGCUGCACGAUCCCAUCUGGUUCGACCACUUGCCGUACAUGGAGUUCCCGGCGCACUGGCCCAUCUUCACCCCGAAAGACAAGCUGGCCGACUUCUUCGAAGCGUACGUCAAGCUCCUAGAACUCAACGUGUGGACGAAAACACAGAUCACGUCCUUGUCAUGGGAUACUUCCAAGAAACAGUGGGAUGUCACGGUUGAGCGGCAGACUGGCGACGGCGUGGAGAAGAGAACUUUCCACCCGCGCCACAUCAUUCAGGCUACAGGACAUUCGGGCAAGAAGAACAUGCCUGCGAUCAAAGGCGUGGAUACCUUCAGAGGCCGCCUCUGCCACAGCUCGGAGCACCCAGGUGCGCAGCCGAACGCUAAUGGAAGACGCGCCAUCGUCGUUGGUUCAUGCAACUCGGGCCAUGAUAUUGCUCAAGACUUUUACGAGAAUGGGUAUGAUGUGACUAUAGUGCAGCGCACCUCUACAUGCGUUGUCAGUUCGAAGGCCAUUUCUGACAUCGCUCUCGCCGGUCUAUACUCCGAGGCUGCCCAAGCUCAGAUUCCUGUCGAUGACGCAGAUCUUAUACUCUGGAGCAUCCCCACAGCCCUACACAAGGCGCUACAAGUGCAGGUCACUCAGCUAUCCAACGAGCAUGAUCGAGAUAUUCUUGAAGGCUUGAAGAAGGCGGGCUUCGGGCUCGACAUCGGUCCCGACGGUGCCGGGCUGUUCUAUAAGUACUACCAGCGAGGAGGUGGAUACUAUAUCGACGUCGGUGCAAGUCAACUUAUCGUCGAGGGCAAGAUCAAGGUCAAGUCCGGACAGGAGAUCGUCGAAGUGACACCUGAGGGGAUUGUCUUGGCGGACGGAUCGCUGCUGCAAGCUGACGAGGUUGUCUUUGCCACAGGAUAUCAAAAUAUGAGGUCACAGACUCGAGUCUUGUUCGGGGACGAGAUCGCGGACAAGUGCCGGGACGUAUGGGGCUUCGAUGAGGAGGGCGAGUUCAGGACAAUGUGGCGCCAAAGCGGCCACCCGGGCUUUUGGUUCAUGGGUGGCAACCUAGCCUUUUCGAGGUAUUUCGGAAAGUUUCUCGCCCUUCAGAUCAAGGCUUUGGAAGAGGGGCUGGCAACUUACUCGGCGAAGUAG